GUGUAGACUUGUCUGCUGACACUUCACCUGUUAUAUUCAAUAAUUUUAAGCGAGAGUAGAGCCUAUGAUUGUCAUCUUAUCUUUACUAUAUCCCCCCUUAUUUUUCUUUCUCAACUUCCAGAUUGCCUCUUUGUCAUACUUCUCUCUGCCUUGAUAUUUUACAUAGUGCUGCUCUUGAUCUUACAAAAUAAUGAGUUAACAUCCUCACUUAGAGCCAUUUGUAUAUACGACGAAUUCUCAAAUCCAAUGGGAUUUGCAUCCCACCUAUUCCCACAGUCUUAGUGAACUCAAUUUGUCUAUCGUGGAUUGAUGAAUUUUUUUUAUCUUGUAGUUCACUUUUUCUUGAGUUACUUGUUUCCUUAAAGGUGAUUCUAGAAAUAUGUUAUGAUGAGUGUUUGAACUCCUUUUCUUUGUCCCCCCCCCCCUUCUCUGCCCCUCAUCUUAAGAAAAGAAGUUGUCCCAUAAAGCCCAACAAAUUAUAAAGAAAAAAAAAAUCUUCUGAAGAAACUUAACUGGAAUUAGCUUUCUUGUUUCCUUUUUGUUGUAUGAUAAUGCUCUUUAGACUCUGUCAUAAAAAUUAAUCCUUACACAUGUCCGAUUUUCUUUUUGCUGUUGGAUUUAUGCUUUGUCGUAUGACAUCAAGAUUUUAAAAUUACCACUUGACUCCAUUUGAUCAUCUAUACAUCAGGUGAAGCUACUCUAUCAUGGUGAAUGCCACCAAAGGAUUCUUCAUCUUCUGUGACAUACCAAUGGCUCAAUUCAUUAUCCAUAUGAAUGUUCACUGCCAACAAAACCAGAAAUUCAUAAUACGCGUCCUAGAUAAUACUCACUUAUUUGUGCAACUUCACGCGGCUGAGAUGAUAAGAAGUGCCAUGUCCGAGUUCAGAGAAGCGAACACUUACAAGAAACCUCCUUAAUGUAACUAAUUACUUUAUUCUGGGAUAAGUCAAAUUAACGAUAA
Beta vulgaris subsp. vulgaris (sugar beet) is the source of this 961-nucleotide messenger RNA. Its product is annotated as general transcription and DNA repair factor IIH subunit TFB5-like. The coding region runs from base 705 to 917 and encodes 70 amino acids. Gene Ontology annotation, biological process: nucleotide-excision repair, preincision complex assembly; transcription by RNA polymerase II; nucleotide-excision repair. The transcript is spliced from 2 exons. The record is from RefSeq and is a predicted model, not a curated record. Gene Ontology annotation, cellular component: transcription factor TFIIH core complex; transcription factor TFIIH holo complex. Lineage: Eukaryota; Viridiplantae; Streptophyta; Magnoliopsida; Caryophyllales; Amaranthaceae.